AUGGCAACGGGCGGUAGCAGUGGUUUGAAACAAGCGUUUGAUCAAUUUGCCAGAUUUGGUAAAUCAGAAUCUCAACUUAAGGAAAAAGAUAUUCGAAUUGAAUCCAAAAAUGUUCAAAAACUAAUGAAAGAAGCUGGUGUUGUCGAUGGAAAAUAUACAUCGCAAUUACUGGAUAAUGAUAUGGCUCGUGUUCUUGGUAAACUUACAAGUUCGGGAACUUAUACAAAGGGCAUUAAAACAUUUGAAUUCCAAGGUUUCAAACAACUUGUUGAUCAAAUAGCUGAAUCCAAAAAGACAUCGGCUGAUCAAAUUCUUGCGCUGAUUAGUUCAGUUGGUGGUCCGAGUACAUCAAAUACUACAGGAGUUGCUAAUGCGAAUACAACUGCUCGUAUGACUGAUACAAGUCACUACACAGGUGCACAUAAAGAACGUUUUGAUGAAUCUGGUCAUGGAAAAGGAAAAGAUGGUCGCACUGAUGUAGUUAGCAAUUCAGGCUAUGUUGGCGAGUAUAAAGGAGCAGGAACAUAUGAUAAAAAGCAUUAA
This is a messenger RNA of Rotaria socialis, 543 nucleotides long. Lineage: Eukaryota; Metazoa; Rotifera; Eurotatoria; Philodinida; Philodinidae. The record is from the annotation of a GenBank genome assembly.